AUGUUUAACCUGGAGCGCCCGUUCACGGAGAGGGGCCACUUCUUCUCCUCCAUGGAGUACCAGCGGCAGCUGGAGGAGGAGGAGGGCUACCCACCUCCCGGCACCAACGGGACCUUCAACGACAGCGGGGCCGGGCCGGGCUGGGUCAUGCCGUACUCCCUGCACACCACCGUCGUCCUCAUCAGCCUAGUGGGCUUGCUUAUGCUCUUCACUGUAUUCGGCAACGUCCUGGUCAUCAUUGCUGUCUUCACCAGCCGGGCACUCAAGGCCCCCCAGAACCUCUUCCUGGUCUCUUUAGCCUCUGCCGACAUCCUGGUGGCCACACUGGUCAUCCCUUUCUCCCUUGCAAACGAAGUAAUGGGGUACUGGUACUUUGGCAAAGUCUGGUGUGAGAUCUACCUGGCCUUGGACGUGCUCUUCUGCACCUCCUCCAUCGUGCACUUGUGUGCCAUCAGCCUGGACCGUUACUGGUCCAUCACACAAGCCAUUGAGUACAACCUCAAGCGUACCCCACGCCGCAUCAAGUGCAUCAUCUUCAUUGUCUGGGUCAUCUCGGCUGUCAUCUCUUUCCCACCACUCAUCUCCAUCGAGAGGAAGAGUGGGCAGCAGGCUGACCAAGGGGUAGCACUGUGCAAGAUCAAUGAUGAGAAGUGGUACAUCAUCUCUUCUAGCAUUGGCUCCUUCUUUGCCCCCUGCCUCAUCAUGAUCCUGGUCUACAUGCGCAUCUACCAGAUAGCCAAGAGGCGAACCAGGGUACCCCUGAACAAGAGGGCAGAGCGCCCUGAGAAGAAACAGAAUGGUUUAGCUGACAAGGAGGACCUGCCAGCUACAGCUCAGCUCAACGGGGAGAAGGCAGCAGGAGGUAGUGGUGGGCAGGAGGGAGAGGUCAAUGGCAUAGACAUGGAGGAAACCUCUUCCUCUGAGCAUCAGGAGAACAACCAGUGUAAGAAGCCAGAGAAACCACCAAGGGGAAAGUUCAAGACUAAACUGAGCCAGAUUAAACCUGGGGACAGUUUGCCCAGGAAGACAGAGGAAGAGAGGAACACCAAAGGGUCUCGGUGGAGGGGCAGGCAGAACCGGGAAAAGCGCUUCACCUUUGUGCUGGCAGUGGUGAUUGGGGUCUUUGUCAUCUGCUGGUUCCCUUUCUUCUUCACGUACACACUGAUGGCUGUCUGCAAGAGCUGCUCUGUGCCUGAAACCCUCUUCAAGUUCUUCUUCUGGUUCGGUUACUGCAAUAGCUCCUUGAACCCUGUCAUCUAUACCAUUUUCAACCACGACUUCAGACGGGCCUUCAAAAGGAUCCUCUGCAGGAUAGAAAGGAAAAGGAUUGUUUGAAGGACUCUGUGCUAUGGGCAGGACUAAUUCAAGACUUUAGAGGAGAGUAAGGGAUGGCCCUCUUGGGCUGUGCUUGCAUGGGAUGGUUUCCUUCAGCUCACGAGCAGGAAGCCUUUAAAACCCAAGAUGAGCCUGUGGAAACGCCGAGGAGCAGCAGGCAAGUGGAAGCCUGAGCCGUGGCAUUCGGCUUUCCAGGGGAGGAUGGCUUUUGACUUGAUUGUUAGGGGUUUUGUUUUUUUUUUUAAAAAUUUGCCAGAAUCUCUCAGUGGAUGUUUUCAUGACUCUUUUUGUCAUAUUUGAGAGUUUGACUCUUUAAAGACAAGAAAUGUGCAGCUCUGUGACAUGAACAGCAAAGAGGGAGUAUGACAGUAUGACACCCCAGAGGUGUUGGCUUUUUUAUUUUGGUGUAUUUUUUUUUUCUUGUUGUAUAUGUAAUUGAUUUUAACCCCCUUGUAAAAUACAGUAUUGCAUCCCUGAAUCUGAAUGUCUUAAUUUUGUAAGGCAAGCAGUUUUGAAACUGUGAAUGCUUUAAUUAUCUUUGACACCUUAAAAGUCCCUCUCUUCCCACCCCUAGACCCCUCUCACUCAAAACCACUGAACAACUAGAGCCAUUUUCCCUACCUGACAAUUUGAUAGUAUUACCAAAACUUCCAAUAUCCUGUAGGUUUUGUUUGUUUGUUUGUUUUGAUUAUAAGGCUCAAUAUCACAUAUCACAGACCUCACCAGACUGGC
Molecule: messenger RNA, 2067 nt
Organism: Calypte anna (Anna's hummingbird)
Lineage: Eukaryota; Metazoa; Chordata; Aves; Apodiformes; Trochilidae
Gene: ADRA2A
Product: adrenoceptor alpha 2A
Exons: 1
Coding region: 1-1335 (444 amino acids)
Biological process (GO): adenylate cyclase-activating adrenergic receptor signaling pathway
Cellular component (GO): membrane
Molecular function (GO): adrenergic receptor activity
Source: RefSeq, a predicted model, not a curated record